Molecule: messenger RNA, 1608 nt
Organism: Cutaneotrichosporon cavernicola
Lineage: Eukaryota; Fungi; Basidiomycota; Tremellomycetes; Trichosporonales; Trichosporonaceae
Exons: 3
Coding region: 1-1608 (535 amino acids)
Biological process (GO): transmembrane transport
Cellular component (GO): membrane
Molecular function (GO): transmembrane transporter activity
Source: RefSeq, a predicted model, not a curated record
AUGGACACCGACACCGACACUAGGAAUACGUUCGACAAGGACCGGGAUAAGGAGGGAUGGCAGGACGCGCAGGACGCACACGACGCGCAGCGCGUAUACGAUGUGCCGGUACUUGACGAGAAGGCGACGUUACCGACGGGCACCUUCGACCCGGUCUACGAGGCCAAGGCACGUGUACUGAACCGCGCGAUCCAGGACAUCGGUAUGGGUUGGUACCAGUGGCAGCUGUUUGUGGUUGUCGGCUUCGGUUGGGCCGCAGACAACAUGUGGCCAAUCGUGACGUCGUUGAUUCUACCGCCCGUCGCGCUCGAGUUCAACGUCUCCCGCCCGCCGCUCCUCACCCUCGCCCAGAAUAUCGGGCUGCUGGUUGGCGCCAUGUUCUGGGGCUUUGGAUGUGACCUCUUCGGUCGUAAGUGGGGAUUCAACCUCACGCUGGGCAUUACUGCCGUGUUCGGCAUGAUCUCGGCGUCGUCCCCCACGUUUGCUGCAGUGGGCACCUUUGCUGCUCUGUGGAGCUUUGGAGUUGGCGGAAACUUACCCGUCGACUCUGCCGUGUUCCUCGAAUUCCUUCCUGCCAACAAACAAUGGCUACUCUCGGUCCUCUCCGUCGGCUGGGCAUUUGCCCAAGUUCUAGCAGCGGGGGUAGCUUGGCCCCUCAUCGGAACAAUGACAUGCUCAAAGGGCGAGCCGUGCACGCGGAAAGCCAACAUGGGCUGGCGCUAUUUCGUGAUCACGAUGGGUGCGGUUGCGCUGCUCAUGUUUGUGUGCCGUUUCUUCUUCUUCACCAUUUACGAGAGCCCGAAAUACCUCAUGGGUAAAGGACGGGACGAGGACGCCGUGCGUGUUGUGCAAGAAGUUGCUCGGCGGAAUGGCACAACCUCGAGCCUGACGAUUGACGACCUCAAAGCCUGCGAGCCGGCCGGAUACGAGGCGCAGACGGACGCGCGGGCGGCCCUUAAGCGCAAACUCGAGAGUCUAGAUGGUAAACACGUUCGCCAACUGUUCAAAACUCCAAAGCUCGCAUUCUCGACCACCCUCCUCAUCGUAAUCUGGGCGUUUAUCGGCCUUGCGUAUCCGCUGUAUAACGCCUUCCUGCCGUAUAUCCAGGAAAACAAUAGUCGUCUCAAAGCAGACAUGGCCAACCAGGGAGACACGACGUACACGACGUAUCGGAACAUGCUCAUCAUCGCGUCGUUGGGCGUACCCGGCGCAAUCAUUGGUGGGCUGCUGACCGAAACGCGCGCAGGCCGACGCGGCGUACUUGGUCUCGCGACGGCUUUGGUCGGAGUAUUCCUCUUCGCCUCGACCACCGCUACAACAGUCAACACCCUCCUCGCCUGGAACUGCAUGUACAACUUCUUCUCCUCCGUCAUGUACGCCGUUUUGUAUGCGUACACUCCUGAGCUGUUCCCCACCGCCUCACGGGGAACCGGCAACGCGCUUACCGCGAGCGCAAACCGCAUCUUCGGCGUCAUGGCACCCAUCAUUGGCAUGUUUGCCGACCUCUCAACCCCCGUGCCCGUAUACGUCUCGGGCGCGCUAUUCAUCGUCGCCGGCUGCCUUGUCUUUAUCCUCCCCUACGAGUCGCGGGGUACUGCCGCUCUGUGA